ACAGUUUGUGUCCGUUAGGAGCAGCUGACCGCUGUUGCGCAGUUUUUAUUUCAGGGCGCGAACUGUGGAGGCGAACCUGUUCUGUGCGCGCGAACAGAGACGAAGUGGCGUCAGUUGAAGUAGAUAAAGAGUAAAAACCGGAGAGAAAAGUAGUUUCUCCUGAGUUUUCUGUGACUCCAGCAGCUACAGAGACAAAGACAGGACAUGUGCAAAAGAAAUACAACACGUGACGUUUAUCUGAAGUCUGACCAGUUGUUGGGUUUAAACCACCAUCAGGCAAUUGCCAAAUGGAGUCAUUGCUCCACCUCUGAAUGUUACAGGUUUACCUCUCAGGCUGGACAUGAUGUGGACAGAGGAGGACAGAGCAGAGUCUCCAGUAUCCAGCUGUCUGUCUAUGAAGAGUGACUGGUCCAAAGAUUUUAAUCCUCCAGACCUCAGUAAUGGACCUGGACCCUGGAGUCACUGGAGACAGUUUGAACCACAGAGAGCAGAGUCUCCAGUAUCCAGCUGUCUGUCUAUGAAGAGUGACUGGUCCAAAGACAGACCUCCAGACCUCAGUAAUGGACCUGGACCCUGGAGUCAUUGGAGACAGUUUCCACAACGGAGAGCAGAGUCUCCAGUAUCCAGCUGUCUGUCUAUGAAGAGUGACUGGUCCAAAGAUUUAAAUCCUCCAGUCUUCAGUAAUGGACCUGGACCCUGGAGUCACUGGAGACAGUUUCCACAACAGAGAGCAGAGCAUCCAGUAUCCAGCUGUCUGUCUAUGAAGAGUGACUGGUCCAAAGAUUUAAAUCCUCCAGACCUCAGUAAUGGACCUGGACCCUGGAGUCACUGGAGACAGUUUGAACCACACAGAGCAGAGUCUCCAGUAUCCAGCUGUCUGUCUAUGAAGAGUGACUGGUCCAAACAUUUUAAUCCUCCACUCUUCAGUAAUGGACCUGGACCCUGGAGUCAUUGGAGACAGUUUCCACAACAGAGAGCAGAGCAUCCAGUAUCCAGCUGUCUGUCUAUGAAGAGUGACUGGUCCAAAGAUUUAAAUCCUCCAGACCUCAGUAAUGGACCUGGACCCUGGAGUCACUGGAGACAGUUUGAACCACACAGAGCAGAGUCUCCAGUAUCCAGCUGUCUGUCUAUGAAGAGUGACUGGUCCAAACAUUUUAAUCCUCCACUCUUCAGUAAUGGACCUGGACCCUGGAGUCAUUGGAGACAGUUUCCACAACACAGAGCAGAGUCUCCAGUAUCCAGCUGUCUGUCUAUGAAGAGUGACUGGUCCAAAGAUUUAAAUCCUCCAGUCUUCAGUAAUGGACCUGGACCCUGGAGUCAUUGGAGACAGUUUCCACAACACAGAGCAGAGUCUCCAGUAUCCAGCUGUCUGUCUAUGAAGAGUGACUGGUCCAAAGACAGACCUCCAGACCUCAGUAAUGGACCUGGACCCUGGAGUCAUUGGAGACAGUUUCCACAAGAGAGGAAGAGGAGUCAUGUUCCUGUGGAGGAGCAGCUGUCCUGCUGUGAUCUGUGUCAGGACGUCCUGAAGGAUCCAGUCUCUACCAGCUGUGGACACUGGUUCUGCAGACAGUGCAUCACCUCAUACUGGGACCAGUCUGGUCCAUCAGGAGACUCCUCCUGUCCCCAGUGUGGAAAAAGACCCAGACCAGGACCUGGACUGCAGACAGCAGAUAGUGGUCUGCAGGAGGUUUUAGAUGAACAUAAGAUCAGUCUGAGGAGGAGAUGUGAACGUGUGACUGAAGGAACUGAUGGAACAGGAAGUAGAACCCUCCUCAACAGGAUCUACACUGAGCUCUACAUCACAGAGGGACAGAGUGAAGAGGUUAAUACCCAACAUGAGGUGAUGCAGCUGGAGAUCAAGAUGGAGACCCUCCAUGACACUCCAAUCAGGUGCCAGGACGUCUUUAAAGCCUUACCUUACCAACAGAGACACAUCAGAGUGGUUCUGACCAACGGCGUCGCUGGUGUUGGAAAAACCUUCUCAGUGCAGAAGUUCACUCUGGACUGGGCAGAGGGCUUGGAAAACCAAGAUGUCAGUCUGCUGGUUCUGCUUUCGUUCAGGGAGCUGAACCUGAUCAGAGAUGAGCAGUACAGUCUUCUCACGCUGCUCCAUGUUUUCCAUCCAACAUUACAGAAGGUCACAGCAGAGAAGCUGGCUGUCUGUAAAGUUCUGUUCAUCUUUGACGGCCUGGAUGAAAGCAGACUUUCACUGGAUUUCAACAACAGGAAGGUUGUGUCUGACGUCACACAGAAGUCAUCAGUCAACGAGCUGCUGACAAACCUCAUCCAGGGGAAUCUGCUUCCCUCGGCUCUGGUCUGGAUAACUUCCAGACCUGCAGCGGCCAAUCAGAUCCCUCCUUCAUGUGUUGACAGGGUAACAGAAGUACGAGGCUUCACUGACCCACAGAAGGAGGAGUACUUCAGGAGGAGAUCCAGUGAUGAAGAGCUGUCCAACAGAACCAUCUCACACAUCAAGACCUCCAGGAGCCUCCACAUCAUGUGUCAAAUCCCAGUCUUCUGCUGGAUCGCUGCUACAGUUCUGGAGCACAUGUUGACUACAGAGCAGAGAGGAGAGCUGCCCAAGACCAUGACUGACCUGUACUCACACUUCCUGCUGGUUCAGACAAAGAGGAAGAAGAACAAGUACCAUGAGGGACAUGAGACGAGUCCACAGGAGCUGACGGAGGCUGACAGGGAAGUUCUUCUGAAGCUGGGGAGGCUGGCGUUUGAACAACUUGAGAAAGGAAACAUCAUGUUCUACCAAGAAGACCUGGAGCAGUGUGGUCUUGAUGUGACAGAGGCCUUGGUGUACUCAGGAGUUUGUACAGAGAUCUUCAAAAGAGAGAGUGUGAUCUUCCAGAAAACAGUCUACUGCUUUGUUCAUCUGAGCGUUCAGGAGUUUCUGGCUGCAGUCUACAUGUUCCACUGUUUCACCAACAGGAAGACAAAGGUACUGAAGAAGUUCCUGGGAAAUAAAUAUGUUGAUUCAACCCUGAAUGACUUCCUGAAUGAAGCAGUCAAAAAAUCUCUGAGAAGUAAAAAUGGCCACCUGGACCUGUUUGUUCGCUUCCUUCAUGGCCUCUCUCUGGAGUCCAACCAGAGAGUCUUAGGAGGUCUGCUGGGUCAGACAGAGAACAGUCCAGAAAUCAUCCAGAGAGCCAUCAACAACCUGAAGAAGAUGAGGACAAAUGCGUCUCCUGACAGAAGCAUCAACAUCUUCCACUGUCUGAUGGAGAUGAACGACCACUCAGUUCAUCAGGAGAUCCAAGAGUUCCUGAAGUCAGAGAACAGAUCAAAGAAGAGACUCUCUAUGAUCCAGUGCUCAGCUCUGGCCUACAUGCUGCAGAUGUCAGAGGAGGUUCUGGAUGAGUUUGACCCAAAGAAGUACAACACAUCAGAGGAGGGACGACGGAGACUGAUCCCAGCUGUGAGGAACUGCAGGAAGGCUCAACUUGGUGGUUGUGGACUCUCAGAGACUGACUGUGAAGUCGUGGCCUCAGCUCUGAAGUCCAACCCCUCCCAUCUGAGAGAACUGGACCUGAGUGACAACAAAGACUUGAAGGAUUCAGGAGUGAAGCUGGUUUCUGCUGGACUGGAGAGUCCAAACUGCAGACUGGAGACUCUGAGGUUGAAGUCCUGCAGUUUGUCAGAGAUCAGCUGUUCUUCUCUGGUCUCAGCUCUGAAGUCCAACCCCUCCCAUCUGAGAGACCUGGACCUGAGUAACAACUGGGAGCUGCAGGAUUCAGGAGUGAAGGAUCUGUGUGGUUUUCUGCAGAGUCCAGACUGUAGACUGGAGACUCUGAGGUUGGAGUCCUGCAGUUUGUCAGAGAUCAGCUGUUCUUCUCUGGUCUCAGCUCUGAAGUCCAACCCCUCCCAUCUGAGAGACCUGGACCUGAGUAACAAUGACCUGCAGGAUUCAGGAGUGAAGGAUCUGUGUGGUUUACUGAGGAGUCCAGACUGUAGACUGGAGACUCUGAGGUUGGAGUCCUGCAGGUUGUCAGAGAUCAGCUGUUCUUCUCUGGUCUCAGCUCUGAAGUCCAACCCCUCCCAUCUGAGAGAACUGGACCUGACUCUCAACAACCUGCAGGAUUCAGAUGUGAAGGAUCUGACUGAUCUUGUGAAGAGUCCAGACUGUGGACUGGAGACUCUGAGGUUGGAGUCCUGCAGUUUGUCAGAGAUCAGCUGUUCUUCUCUGGUCUCAGCUCUGAAGUCCAACCCCUCCCAUCUGAGAGACCUGAACCUGAGUAACAACAACCUGCAGGAUUCAGGAGUGAAGGAGCUGUGUGGUUUACUGAGGAGUCCACACUGUAGACUGGAGACUCUGAGGUUGGAGUACUGCUGUUUGUCAGAGAUCAGCUGUUCUUCUCUGGUCUCAGCUCUGAAGUCCAACCCCUCCCAUCUGAGAGAACUGGACCUGAGCUACAACUACCUGCAGGAUUCAGGAGUGAAGGAGCUGUGUGGUUUUCUGCAGAGUCCACACUGUAGACUGGAGACUCUGAGGUUGAAGUCCUGCAGUUUGUCAGAGAUCAGCUGUUCUUCUCUGGUCUCAGCUCUGAAGUCCAACCCCUCCCAUCUGAGAGAACUGGACCUGAGCUGGAACAACGACCUGCAGGAUUCAGCAGUGAAGAAGCUGUGUGGUUUUCUGCAGAGUCCAGACUGUAGACUGGAGACUCUGAGGUUGAAGUCCUGCAGGUUGUCAGAGAUCAGCUGUUCUUCUCUGGUCUCAGCUCUGAAGUCCAACCCCUCCCAUCUGAGAGAACUGGACCUGAGUAACAACAUUAACCUGCAGGAUUCAGCAGUGGAGGAGCUGUGUGGUUUUCUGCAGAGUCCACACUGUAGACUGGAGACUCUGAGGUUGGAGUCCUGUGGUUUGUCAGAGAUCAGCUGUUCUUCUCUGGUCUCAGCUCUGAAGUCCAACCCCUCCCAUCUGAGAGACCUGGACCUGAGUAACUACAGCCUGUAUGAUUCAGGAGUGAAGGAUCUGUGUGGUUUUCUGCAGAGUCCAGACUGUAGACUGGAGACUCUGAGGUUGAGGAACUGCAGUUUGUCAGAGAUCAGCUGUUCUUCUCUGGCCUCAGCUCUGAAGUCCAACCCCUCCCAUCUGAGAGAACUGGACCUGAGCUGGAACAACCUGAAUGAUUCAGCAGUGAAGCCUCUCCAUGAUCUUGUGAAGGACCCAGACUACAGACUGGAGACUGUGAGGUGGAGGUGGUGAUGAGCUGAGUCCUGAUGAUCCAGAUGUUGAAGCAGCAGCAGCAGCAGCUUGUGUGUAGAGAGGCUCUGACUGGACCAUGUUACUGGGAGGUAGAGUGGAGAGGAGAGCUUCAUCCAGCAGUGACUGACAGAGGAAUCAGAAGAAGCAGUCUGAACUGAUCUGAGAACAGCUCCACUGUCAGACACAGAGUCCAGUCCACCAUCAUCCCUGUGUGUUCCUCUGGAUCUGACAGAGCAGCAUCAGUGUGUCUGGAUGCUGCAGCUUCAGCAGAGUCUCAGGUUUUAUCUGUUGGUAUGUUGAUGUUAAGGAGUGUGUGUGUUGUGAGACAGACUUUAACUAUAUUCAUCUGUUCAUUAUGAUGUGUCAUUGAUUUAAUCCUUUAAUGAUCAUUUACUCUCUUCAUGGACAAUAAUGUUUUUAAAUGAACUUUCUGAUCUUAUGUUUCAGCUGUUUAAGUCUGUGAUGGAGACACAGACUGAACCAGUCACUUCACUUCAUCUUUGGUGUUUUUAUAGCCGCAUGUUAUAUUCACUCAUUUAACAGACGCUUUUAUCCAAAGUGAAAACACUGAAGCUUCAGAGCAGAGAACUGUAGAUGGAGGAUCAGUGAGAUCUGGAGGGAACAUUAGAUUUACAGACACAGCUACGAUGAGUAAAAGAAAAGGUUUUUGGUAUUUAGCUGUAACAUCCUCAGACCUGUCUGUCUGUCUGUCUGUCUGUCUGUCUGUAAAGGUUGUUUCUGCAGUAAUAGGUUUUACUGAGGAGAUCAGAGACACGGUCAUUUACUUUCUGAGCUUCUUCACUGAUGUUGGUGAUAAAAUGAUGAUAAAAAUAAAGUUUUGAUUUCACAUCUGA
This is a messenger RNA of Lates calcarifer (barramundi perch), 6072 nucleotides long. RefSeq names its product NACHT, LRR and PYD domains-containing protein 12. NCBI's taxonomy places the organism in Eukaryota, Metazoa, Chordata, Actinopteri, Centropomidae. The transcript is spliced from 23 exons. The coding region runs from base 341 to 5218 and encodes 1625 amino acids. Gene Ontology annotation, molecular function: protein binding. The record is from RefSeq and is a predicted model, not a curated record.